Messenger RNA from Arabis nemorensis, 246 nucleotides. The record is from the annotation of a GenBank genome assembly. NCBI's taxonomy places the organism in Eukaryota, Viridiplantae, Streptophyta, Magnoliopsida, Brassicales, Brassicaceae.
AUGAGGAUCAAAAGACGCGAUUCCGAACAAUGGAUGCAUCAUAGGUCACUUCCACAGAACCUGAGGGAACGAGUCAGACGCUAUGAUCAAUACAAAUGGUUAGAAACAAGAGGAGUCGAUGAAGAAAACAUAGUCCAGAGUUUACCAAAAGAUCUUAGAAGAGACAUCAAACGCCAUCUCUGUCUUAAUUUAGUUCGCAGAGUAAGUUCUACUACAAACCAGAACGUGAAUUGCCCUAAGUAUUAA